Molecule: messenger RNA, 5156 nt
Organism: Canis lupus familiaris (dog)
Lineage: Eukaryota; Metazoa; Chordata; Mammalia; Carnivora; Canidae
Gene: R3HDM1
Product: R3H domain containing 1
Exons: 29
Coding region: 678-4163 (1161 amino acids)
Molecular function (GO): nucleic acid binding
Source: RefSeq, a predicted model, not a curated record
GUGGUGGGAAGGGGCGGGAUUCUGCCAGCCGCGGCUGCCGCUGGAGCCGGUGUCCGGGCUGGUGAUGGGGUUAAUUCCCUUUCGUAAGACUCUUACUUGCACCCACCCAGCCCCGCCGUCGCCCCGCCGCGCCGCGCUCCAACCGCCUCCUCCUCCUCCUCCUCCUCAGUAACGCGGAUAUUCUGGGUGGUGACUGGCUAGAGUGUUACUGACAUCACAACAUACAGCUGUUGACUUUCUAUUGUCUCUGAGUCCUCGGCAAGUGCUUUAGACUGCUCUAGCAGCACUCUCCCAAUGCCUGACUAAUCAGCUGGCUGUGUGUGCCGUGAGCUCUGUAGAGGAGCAAUGCAGAGCAUCAGUUUACAGAUACUAUGGAAAGUACAUCUUCAUUCACUCUGUAUGAUGAAGCGAACACCAGUACAAUGAAGGCCACUGAAAGGUAUGAUACAUUUGAUCCACGACAGUCCAUUUCAGCCUGGGAAUCUACAGUGGUGACAAGGACAUGGGACUCCUCCUGCCAGAUUCCAGAUGGUUCAAUACACUUGACAUCCUGGCUGACAACUGUGAAAAAGAACCUUGGAUUACUUUAUUUUAUUUUUGUGGGACACCACAAUCCCAAUUCCAUAGGAUACGUCAGGCUUCGAGUUCCCUGUAGAAUUCUAAAAUAACCUUUGCUGAUGAGGAUGUCUGAUACUGUUACUGUAAAAAAUGAAACUGAAACAAUGAAGGAUUUGGAGGCAGAAGUGAAAGAUACAACUAGAGUUGAAAAUCUUAUCAAAUCAGAAAACUAUGGGAAGAUUUUGGCAGAGAAGAAUGAACGUUGUAUUGACAACAAUAUUGAUUUGCAGCGGCCAUUGCAGUCAUUUGGACAGACAGGAAAAAGGUCUAAGUCAAGCUCAAAGUUAAAGCUAGUUCGGAGCCUUGCAGUGUGUGAAGAAUCUCCACCACCCCCUACAGCUGAGAUAUCACAGGAGAACCAGGAGAAAAUUCAGAUCCAGUUAACGCAAUCAUUUGAAAAAGAGGAGAAGCCCUCAAAAGAUGAAGCAGAAAAAGAAAAAGCCAGUGAUAAGUUGCCCAGAAAAAUGUUAUCAAGAGAUUCCAGUCAAGAAUACACUGAUUCAACUGGCAUAGAUCUACAUGAAUUUUUAGUAAAUACAUUAAAAAACAAUCCCAGGGACAGAAUGAUGCUGUUGAAAUUGGAACAAGAAAUUUUAGAUUUCAUUGGUAAUAAUGAGUCUCCACGUAAAAAAUUUCCCCCAAUGACAUCUUACCAUAGGAUGCUAUUACACAGAGUAGCCGCUUACUUUGGAUUAGACCACAAUGUUGAUCAGAGUGGGAAGUCUGUCAUAGUCAACAAAACGAGUAAUACAAGAAUACCUGAUCAGAAAUUCAAUGAACAUAUUAAGGAUGAUAAAGGUGAAGAUUUUCAGAAACGAUAUAUCCUCAAGAGAGAUAACUCCAGCUUUGACAAAGAUGAUAACCAGAUGAGAAUACGUUUGAAAGAUGACAGAAGAAGCAAAUCUAUAGAAGAAAGGGAAGAAGAGUACCAGAGAGCUAGAGACCGAAUAUUUUCCCAAGAUACUUCUCAGAGACUUGAAAUUUUAAGAACAUUGGUCAUAGUCUACAAAAUCAUGUACUCUAAAUUCUUCUCGUCCCUGUGUUCCCAAGAGAAUUAUAUUAUUGACAAAAGAAUCCAAGACGAAGAUGCUAGUAGUACCCAGCAGAGACGUCAGAUAUUUAGAGUUAAUAAAGAUGCUUCAGGGAGAUCAACAAAUAGCCAUCAAAGCAGCACUGAGAAUGAGCUGAAGUAUUCUGAACCACGACCCUGGAGCAGUACGGAUUCCGACAGUUCUCUCCGAAACUUCAAGCCUGCUGUAACCAAAGCCAGCAGCUUCAGUGGAAUCUCGGUCCUGACAAGAGGUGAUAGUUCUGGGAGCAGCAAAAGCAUAGGCAGGCUUUCAAAAACAGGUUCUGAGUCUUCUGGUAGUGUAGGGUCAUCUACGGGCUCUCUUUCUCACAUCCAGCAGCCUCUUCCAGGUACAGCUCUCAGCCAGUCUUCUCAUGGCGCACCUGUCGUCUAUCCAACUGUCAGCACUCAUAACUCUCUUUCCUUUGAUGGUGGCCUAAAUGGGCAAGUCGCAUCUCCUAGCACUAGCUUCUUUUUGCUUCCCUUGGAAGCGGCAGGCAUACCACCUGGCAGUAUUCUGAUCAACCCACAAACAGGUCAGCCCUUCAUAAACCCAGAUGGAAGUCCAGUUGUGUAUAAUCCUCCUAUGACUCAACAACAAGUUAGAACCCAAGUGCCUGGACCUCCACAGCCGCCUCUGCCACCCCCACCACCUCAACAACAAGCAGCUAAUCACAUUUUCUCACAGCCUGUUCGUCCUCUGCAGUCCUCUUCACAGCCUGUUCAGUACUCUACAGCCCCUUACCCAUCCCCGCUCCUGCCAGUCUCACCCACCCAGCAAUACUCCGUGCAGGACAACCUUGGGUCUCAGUUUAGCCACAUGAGUCUUGCCCGCCAGCCAUCUGCAGAUGGUUCUGACCCUCAUGCCACCAUGUUCCAGUCCACUGUUGUUCUACAAUCCCCACAGCAGUCUGGUUAUAUCAUGACGGCAGCCCCUCCACCACCACCACCGCCGCCGCCGCCACCUCCUCCUCCCCCCCCACCCCUGCCCCCCGGGCAACCAGUCCCUACUGCUGGCUAUUCUGCCUCAGGCCAUCCUGUCAGCCAGCCUGUGCUGCAGCAGCAGGGAUAUAUUCAGCAGCCCUCACCACAGAUGCCAGCCUGUUACUGUGCUCCAGGCCACUAUCACUCCAGUCAACCUCAGUAUCGCCCAAUCCCUUCUGUCCAUUACAAUUCACAUCUAAACCAACCACUGCCACAGCCUGCACAGCAGACAGGUUAUCAAGUUAUACCCAACCACCAGCAAAACUACCAAGGACUAGUUGGAGUUCAGCAACCCCAGAGUCAGAGCCUAGUUGGUGGCCAACCCAACAGCAUUGGAAAUCAGAUCCAAGGAGUAGUCAUCCCAUAUCCUUCAGUGCCAUCAUACCAGGUUUCACUGCCUCAGAGUUCUCAAGGAAUUGCCCAUCAGACUUAUCAACAGCCUGUUAUGUUCCCUAAUCAGUCUAAUCAAGGAUCUAUGCCAACAACCGGAAUGCCAGUUUACUAUAGUGUCAUUCCACCUGGCCAACAAAAUAAUUUAAGCUCAUCAGUAGGUUACUUGCAACAUCCAGGAUCAGAACAAGUACAGUUUCCUCGAACUACUUCACCAUGCAAUUCCCAGCAGCUUCAAAGCCACCAAUGUGCAGCUGUGCCACCUCCGCCCCCUGGUGGAGGAAUGGUGAUGAUGCAGCUCAAUGUACCAAACAAUCCACAAUCUCGAGCCCACUCACCCCCGCAGUGGAAACAAAACAAAUAUUACUGUGAUCACCAGAGAGGGCAGAAGUGUGUGGAAUUUAGCAAUGUAGACAAUAUUGUUCAGCACAGCCCUCAACUCAGUAGUCCCAUUAUUUCACCAGCUCAGUCGCCAGCACCAGCUCAGCUGACCACUCUGAAAACUGUCCGUCCCUCUGGACCACCCCUUUCCAUCAUACCUCAGUUUUCUAGACCUUUCGUACCGGGGCAAGGAGAUGCCAGAUAUCCAUUACUUGGCCAGCCUCUGCAGUACAACCCUCCUGCUGUUCUGCACGGACACAUUCCAACCCAACAGGGUCAAUCUGGCAAUAGGCAUGGAAAUCGAGGAAGGAAACAAGCUAAAAAAGCUGCAUCCACUGACCUUGGUGCAGGAGAAGCAGUUGUUGGGAAGGUCUUGGAAAUUACUGAACUACCAGAUGGAAUAACUCGCAUGGAAGCAGAGAAGCUUUUUGGGGAACUCUUUAAAAUUGGCGCCAAGAUCCGGUGGCUCCGGGACCCUCAAUCCCAGCCCCAGCUGCGUCGUCACCCACUCUGCUGUGGCAGCGGGGACAACGCCGUCAACCCUGAACGCUCUAAGCCCAGUGACUUGGCCUCCACAUAUACCGUCUUAGCCACAUUCCCCUCCAUUUCAGCUGCACAGAAUGCAUUGAAGAAACAAAUUAACUCGGUUAACAAGUUUAAGCUGAGAACAAGCAAGAAGCACUAUGACUUUCACAUUCUGGAAAGGGCAAGUUCUCAGUAACAGAGCCACCCCGGACCCUUGGCCUUUAUGAUUCCCCUGUCCUCACCCAUCUUUAAUUGGCUUGGUAUUUGGAGCUUCUGUUAACAUGAUAGAGACUCCUAGGACGUGUGGUCAUGGCGUUAUAGCUUUUGAAGACAGGCCAGUGAUCCAGCAAAAGGGGAGAAUUACACAUUUCACCCCAAAUGACUUUAGGAAUCCACAUCGGAAUGAUACAGAGUUAGCAGCUUUUUCUGAGGAAAUGCUGUUCAAAUGCCUCCUAACUUUUAUAGUUAUUUUGUUUUAUAUUUCUGAAUUCUUGUAUCAGAUCCAAAGCUCUAUUGUACAGCAAAUUAUUCUUCAAAGUGAUUACAACCAGUUGCAACCUGUAUUUCUUUUUUGCAGCCAGCACAAUGUGACCCAACAUAGAAUUUGGGGGGAAAAGAAUGCAGGAGUGGAAUAACCAAGUCAAAACCAUGUACUGUCUUUUUGGGGGGCUGGAGGGUGCCUAAGGAGAGCCCACAAAUAGAAGAUUACUCUUCCCCUGUAUCUCUAAACACAAACAAGUUUCAGAAAAUACAGAGCUCCCUUGUAGGGUCCUUUUCUUAUUCAUUCAGGUAGUAUGAACAUUAAGUGUAAAGUAAAUUAUGUUCUUAACACUUCUUAAUCAAACCACUUAGAUUCAAAGGGGAAUAGGAAUCAUUUUAAGCAGGAAAAUACUUCCACUUUUUUUUUUUUAAGCCUCCCUCUGAUAACUAAAUGCCACUAAUUUGCAUUCCCCUCCUUGUGGAUUUUUUGUCACCUAAGGAAAUGCAUUUGAUGAGUGCUGGAAACUUCUUAAGUGGUUUAAAAUUUGUUUUCAUUGUUUGCAGCGGAUCACUGGACAUCAAAGAUUCAUUGCACUUAUGAACAAGGAACCUUUUUUUCAAUUUCUGUGUAAUUUGCAAGGCUGUACAAUGUGUGCUGAUGCAAGCCUUUUUCAGUUCAAGAGAAUAAAUGUUUACAAAUAUAGACCCA